Messenger RNA from Trypanosoma cruzi, 1860 nucleotides. RefSeq lists its product as uncharacterized. NCBI's taxonomy places the organism in Eukaryota, Euglenozoa, Kinetoplastea, Trypanosomatida, Trypanosomatidae. The coding region runs from base 1 to 1860 and encodes 619 amino acids. The transcript has a single exon. The record is from RefSeq and is a predicted model, not a curated record.
AUGAGCGGCGCCGCCGUCUUGGCGGAGAGCAUUGGGGCGGCCCCAUUGCCCGUCAUUCAGUUGUCCGAAAGUCUCCUGAAAUCGCUUCAUAUUCCUACUCAGCACACUUGUUUCUUGCGCCCCGUGUUUGCCUCUCACGUGAGUCGCCAGUCGUCUGCACUGUUCAUCACAAGUUGGCUGCCACGUGUUCUUCUUGUCACGGAGUCCGGUCUACUGCUACUCAUUGACCCCAGUGAUGGGCGCGUCACACACGAGGCCUCUCUUCUCCUCUCCGGAUCUCCGCCUGCAGCCGAGAAUGAGCGUCUUGUGCACAUUGUGAUGCAGCAGGGGCAGCAAAACAGGGAUCGACCGACAACAACUUUGUGGAUGAAAAUUGCUGUGGGCACGACGCUGUUUGCAGCCAUUCUUCGUUUUAAAGGGGUGUUUCAAGGGACUCCAACGGAGCUGCUUCGGGUUAUUCUGCACUUUGUACCUCAACGACAUGUGUCGGUGCAACAGUACGUGCUGCCAGGACCACUGAACAAUAUUAUUUCAAGUGGUCUUCGUAGCGUCUCCGUGAGGAAUUACGAUGAAGAAGAUGAUACGUCUCGUGGGAUGUCGUCUUCCCCCCGUGCCGCGAAGAGGCGUUACAUGAAGUGGUUUGUUGUGGAAGAGUGGAAGCGGCACAAGACACUUCAUGCUGAACUGGAGAAGCAACAGAAGGAAAAGAAUGAGAAUCUCGCGCCGCAGGAAGAGGAACAGGAAGUUGAUUUCCCUCAAGAGACCGCUGAAGAGGACAUGGUCCCAAACAAUGAUUUUGCCGCAGUGGAAGCCGCUCCGUCCGAAGAAGAAGAAGAAAUGAAUGAUGUGGAUGAGAUGAAUGCUUUCGAUCAUGACAAGAAAUCUCAGGGAUUCUCAGUGGGCGAACAAAACAGCCUGCAUGAGGCGGUGGAUGAGGCUGAGGAUUAUGAUACAACGACGGCUCUCCCGCAGAGAGAGGAUUUUCUGUCAGCCAACCUCGACGUGCGGCAGCCGCUACUGCAGAAGGAAAGGGAGUUGGAAGAAGAAGAAGAAGAAAUGUUGGGCUUUGAAUACAAACCUGCGGUUCCUCUGCCCUUUUUGUUGAAUGAGACGGGCACAAUGGGAUAUGGUGAUUUGCCGGGAAGAGCAUCAGAAAAUAGUUCGAUGAGGUGGGCGGGAAAAAAUGGCGAUGAAUGGACGUCGCUUUGGCGUGAGCUGAGGCCCAAAAACUCCGUGGACGUGUCAUUGAAUAAAAACGGAAGAGAAGGCGGGAACUCCAGUGAAGAGCCGUGGAAUCUUGUGGAUCACGCACCGCCUGGGAAAGAGUCCGCACCCGAAGAGAAAUGCGAGGCGCCGUCGUCGCAGACCGGUGCGGUCUGUACGGCAGGACCCGCUGAUAUAACAGAAAAGUCAAGGGAGGAAAACGAAUGCUUGAUUAAUGCAGAGGACCCCAUCACUGCGCUUGAAGCUCUGGAGAUUCCUCCGCCACUCCCUGCCACGUCUUUUUUCCGGUUGGAGCAAAAAAUGGAUAACGACAAUGCACCAACAAUUGUAGAUGAGCAGAGCAACAUGGAGGAGUUUCCACUCAUCUGCAACAAAGUGGCCGAAGUGACGCCCCUGCAGGCCAACGGGGCCCACAUCUUAUCUGUGUAUCCCCUGCAACGCCCUUUGGGGGAUUAUAAAAGGAAGGGCGCAGAAAGUUCUGAUGAGGACCAGCUCUGGCAGCGGGUUUAUCACGAAAAUCUGGGAAGGAAAGCGGAUUCCCGCGUUUGCCAACAGUCACCCAUGGAAAAGUACAGCCGCGGCUCCGCGCAUGUGUCCAACUUAAAUGUAGACGCAAAAGUACUUGGGGAUAUAUAA